Molecule: messenger RNA, 2393 nt
Organism: Cucurbita maxima (winter squash)
Lineage: Eukaryota; Viridiplantae; Streptophyta; Magnoliopsida; Cucurbitales; Cucurbitaceae
Product: scarecrow-like protein 4
Exons: 1
Coding region: 274-2046 (590 amino acids)
Biological process (GO): regulation of DNA-templated transcription
Cellular component (GO): nucleus
Molecular function (GO): DNA-binding transcription factor activity; sequence-specific DNA binding
Source: RefSeq, a predicted model, not a curated record
AAAUUUGUAAUGAACGGGGAAAGUCGGGUCCCCUCCUCUGCCACCUUCAACGGACUUGACUGACUUCAAUCAGCUACACACACACUCGCACCUUCUGCCCCUUCAUUUAUUUCUCCUCUCUCUCUCUCUCCUUCACUGGUCCAGAGACUUCUUCGCUUUCUCCCACUUUCCACUUCUCUCUCAUCGUCUUUCUUCUUCCGGUAAUGUGAUUCCCUCCUUUCUCUCUGGUUUUGGGAGCGAAGGGUUUUUUGUUUUUGUUUCUGUUUCAGAUUAAUGGCGUAUAUGUGCGCAGACAGUGGCAAUUUAAUGGCAAUUGCACAACAAGUAAUCAAGCAAAAACAACAGCAGGACCAACAGCAACACCACCUUUCACCUCUUCUUCCUUGGACUAAUUCCAAUCCUUCCCCAACAAUGGCUUCUUCUUCUUCUUCUCCUACUUUCACCUUUGGGAUUUCAGGUUCCGCCUUCUCCGACCCGUUUCAGGUCGCCGGAGCUGCUGAUUCUACCGACCAGCCUUUUCAUUUCUCGAAUUUGGAGCACCCUUCCACCGGGUUUAGAUUCUUCCCUAAUUUUGGCGGCGGUGGUGGUGGAGAGUUUGAAUCUGAUGAAUGGAUGGACAGUUUAGUCGGCGGUAGAGAUUCCACGGAUAGCUCCGAUCUUCCGUCUGGUUGUGAUGGUUAUGGUGAGUUUGGUGGUCUCUAUGGUGUGGAUCCCUUUAAUGGCUCUCAGCCGUCUCUGUUCUACCGAGAACUUCUCCCGGAAGGUUCGUACAAGACGAAUAGUGUUCUGCCCCCGUUGCCUUCAUCUCCACCACCAGUUAAGGAUGCUAAAGUAGCCAAUUCAAUGUCGGGAAGUCUGCAGAAGAAUAACGUCGUCGAAAGCUCGUCUAGUGCCCCGGAAAUCGACUCCUCUUCGCCGCCGCUUCUGAAAGUCUUGCUCGAUUGUGCGCGGCUCUGCGACUCCGAACCUGACCGAGCAGUAAAAACUCUUAAUCGGAUCAGUAAGUCGUUACGAGAACAUGGAGAUCCUAUUGAACGAGUUGCGUUUCACUUCGGUGAGGCUCUUCGGAGCAGAUUAUCUCCGACGGCAAUGAAGAACUGCUUGGUUACAACUGAUAGCGACGCUAAUUCCGAAGAUUUCUUGCUCUCUUACAAAGCUUUGAACGAUGCCUGUCCUUACUCGAAGUUCGCACAUCUCACGGCCAACCAAGCGAUUCUGGAAGCUACACAAACAGCCAGUAAAAUACACAUUGUCGACUUCGGAAUCGUUCAGGGUGUUCAAUGGGCUGCGCUUCUGCAGGCUUUAGCCACACGAGCCACCGGAAAGCCUAUCAAAGUUCGUAUCUCCGGAAUACCCGCACCAUCUCUCGGAGAUUCACCGGCGGCAUCUCUAUGCGCCACUGGCAACAGACUCUCCGAGUUUGCAAAGCUUCUGGAACUGAAUUUUGAGUUCGAACCGAUUCUAACGCCGAUUGAGGACCUAAACGAAUCGAGCUUCCGCGUUCAAUCGGAUGAGGUGUUGGCCGUGAAUUUCAUGCUUCAAUUAUACAAUCUCCUCGACGAAGUUCCGACUGUAGUUCAUAAUGCUCUCUUAUUAGCGAAAUCGCUGAGCCCUAAAAUAUUGACUCUCGGCGAGUACGAGGCGAGCUUGAACAGAGUCGAAUUCUACAAUCGCUUCAAGAACGCAUUAAAAUUCUACUCCGCCAUUUUCGAAUCGCUAGAGCCGAAUUUGCCGCGAGACUCUCCAGAAAGACACCAGUUAGAAAAACAGUUACUCGGCCGUCGAAUCGCUGACAUAGUUGGAUCUGAAGAAGAAUCAGGAAGCAAGAGAAGAGUACGCAUGGAAGCCAAAGAACAAUGGAAGAAUUUACUGGAAAGCUCCGGAUUCAAACCUGUAGCACUCAGCCAUUACGCCAUUAGUCAGGCGAAAAUACUUUUAUGGAACUACAAUUACAGUUCUCUUUACACACUGAUCGAAUCGACGCCAGAGUUUCUGUCUCUGGCAUGGAACGACGUUCCUCUCUUAACUGUAUCUUCUUGGCGUUGAUCGAUCGUCUUCUUUCCUUUCUUCUUCGUUGUUGGUGAUAACCAGUUUCGAUCAGCCAGGUCUUUUUCACUGGUAUGGUAUGGGACUGAAAACAAAAGCGAAAACAAAUAUCAAAUUGCAGUAUGGAUGAUGCCAUUGCCAGAAAUUUCAAAAGCUCGUGUUCAAAAUCUGAAAAGGAAAACAGUGGCUCUUCAGUCUUUGAUUCAAACCCUAAUUUGUCGCAGGCAGAAGGAUUAUUCAGUGGCCGCCAUUGCCGACCUUUGGAGUAACCCAUUUUCGGUUCUGAGAUUUCGUUCUUAACUCCCUCUCUAAGUUUCGGCGUUAAUUAGACCAAUAUUGUAAUUAUC